GUUCGCUUGCAGUCCCGCUGACGGCUCCCUACCAUAAUAAUCUUGCUUCGCUUUCGCCACGCUGCGACCCAACGCCAGUCAACAGUCCACGUUAUCACUGUGCGGCUACGUAAACACUUCAUUUGUGCAUAAUUUUUGAGAAAAUCAACCAGAUUUACCUGCUAAACAACGUUAUAUUCGAGUUACAAUGAGCAAAUUAAGAUCCGGAGUGAAAUAGAGACGGGAAGAGGCAAGACGAACGUUUUAUUUUAGAACGGUGGACUAAAGAUACGAAACUGUAUAAUUACUGUGUUACGUUUCCUGUGCGAUGUUGGGGGAGAGUUUUGGUUAAAAAGUUGACAUUAGACGUUUAUUGGGACUUAUUGCGAAUGUGUAUUGAAACGUUCAUCGCUAUUCACGGGCGCACUGCUAUGCGCCACGAUUUGGUGCAUUUUAUAAGACAUACCUCUUCCGAUCACUACUGCGAAGGAAGAAUUUAGUCAACGGUUCAGAUCGCUAUUGAUGGCGUUACUAAGCAUCCAGGGGGACUGGUAUUUAUACAUUUGGUUAAUAUACUGCAAAAUCUAUUCAGCUAUUAUAUGGUUGUUCAGCAAUCACUGCCGCGGGACUGAUAAGGCUCGCUCAGUGAUAACGAGUGGAGUUGGCGGACAGUCGCCUGGAGGGCUUCAUAGAGUGCGCACGCGUCGACGAAGAGCGCCACAGCAGCACCGCGUCAAACACAUCGUUGCUUUAGCAAGGAGACCUUCUCUUAGAAGAAUCGUAAUGGCACCAGGAGCAAGCACCGCCCACACCAUGAUGGAGGACAAAGAGAAAAUUCUUAACGGAGCUUUGGCAACUGCAUCCAUGCGCUCACGCCGCAUCAGUCAGUUUGCACCACUUCUCAUCGCGCUGGUUGGUCUACCAGCUCGCGGCAAGAGCCAACUUGCCCACAGACUCGCCAGACAUUUGAACUGGAAUGGAGAGAGCACAAAAGUGUUCGACUGCAGCGAGUACCGUCGUCGUCACAUGGCGUUGUAUGGCAGCCAUGACAUUUUCCGUGCUGACAACGCCCAGGGUUCUGCAAUCCGUCGCCAGAGCGCUCGUGAGGCUGUCCAAGAUGCUGUCCUUUGGCUCAAGGACGGAAACAGUGUCGCUAUCUUUGACGGCACCAACAUCACGAGGGAGCAACGCCGUGAAUUGAGCGAAUACUGCCUCUCUGAUAUGGGAUUCAGGAUCCUAUUCAUAGAAUGCGUAUGCGAGGACCAAGAAUUGCUCGAGAGGAACAUUAUUGAAAUCCUCCACUACUCCGCUGACUACAAGUCCAUGAGCGAAGAAGAAGCUGUAGAUGAUUUGAGAAAGAAAUUGGAACAUUACAUGAGGCAGUACGAGCCUAUUGACGCUGAGUUGGAGACAAUUAGUUUUGUUCGCGUGGAGAAUGUUGGGGAGACGGUGACAGCUCACAGGGUUGCUGGACAGAAGGAGUCUGGUAUCCUUGGAUACUUGUCUGGAAUGAGGGGCUUGCCGCAGACCUUAUACUUUACUAGGCAUGGGGAAAGUGAGUACAACGUGCUGGGUCGUAUUGGAGGUGACGCAUCCUUGUCACCUCGCGGUCUUCUCUACGCACAAGCACUGGCUGACCACAUGAACGCUUUGCCGUGCCGCGACCACAUGACUGUGUGGACAUCCGAAAGAUGGCGCACCAAGCAGACUGCGGCCCAUAUCAGAGCUCCGAAAAGAGUCGUCAGGGCACUCAACGAGUUGGAUGCUGGUAUCUGCGAAGGCUUGACAUAUGAAGAAAUGCAGGAGCGUUUCCCCCAGGAGUUUGCUUGGCGUGAUCAGGACAAGCUUCGAUACCGCUACCCUUGGGGAGAAUCUUACAUUGACAUUAUGACGCGUCUCCGACCAGCUCUGUCUGCGUUGGAAGAUGAGCACAAUGUUGUUGUAGUUGGACAUCAAGCAGUGCUUCGCUGCAUGCUUGGAUAUUUCCUGGACGCUAAGCUUGAUGAGCUGCCGUACAUGAACGUCCCGCUCCACACGAUCGUGAAGCUGACGUCCUAUGGCUACAAGUACAAGGUGGAGAUGAUCAAGCUGCCCGUGGACUGCGUUGAUACUCACCGCCAGCAGCCCAAGAACUGCUCAAUAAACAGGACAUCGGCCGAUGCGUUGGUCACGGUACCGUCCCACUACGACACUCUCCCGUCGAACCUUUGGCAAAACCCAACUGAGGCGCAACUUUAGGCGCCACGCCAGGGCUAGCGAUUAUCGCCGCCCUUUCCUACCGUAGCAGCAUUAAAUGGGCACUAAAGCCCCCGGACCAAAGGUCUAACAGUCCACGGACUUGAAAAACCAUGGACGAGGAGAGCACGCCACGCCAAGAUGUUUCGGGAGUCAUCUAGCGAUCUCUAAAAUGAAAGACUGGUGUGAGUGACCCUUCACCGAUGUUUGAAUUUAUACGUAUGCACGCCGUACAAUAGCCAAUUAUAAUUUUAAGUGUAGACUAAAUCAAUUAUAUUUUAUUUUUAAACCAGUGUUGCCAGACACGUCAAUCGAUCUGUAAAGCUCAAUUGAAUUCGUACAAAAUAAGAUUAUUUUAACAAAAAAGUGAUGAAGCACGCUGUGUGAAUCUUCCAACGUUAUAAUAUAAGACUGAAAGUGUGAACUCUUUAACAAUCACUUCAUCAUAAGUUACAUAAUAGAUAGUUAUGUUUUAUUUUCUGUUCUUAAAAGUAGGUACGAAUUACGAAAUAGCUCCCUGUUAUUUUUAAUGUUGCCCCUUUAUUCAUAAGCUUAACGCGCAAGAUGGAAGCUUUGUAGAUGCCUAAGACAUAUCUCUCUCACUCAUAUACUACUGACUAGAAUGAGACAGCAGUUAUUUGCGUGGAAUUGUAGUUUAUGAAUAAAGGUAAUAGUACUAAACUUUUUAGAGCGUAAAAUAGCCAAG
Messenger RNA from Spodoptera exigua (beet armyworm), 2920 nucleotides. The record is from the annotation of a GenBank genome assembly. Lineage: Eukaryota; Metazoa; Arthropoda; Insecta; Lepidoptera; Noctuidae.